CUCUCUCUCUCUCUCUCUUUCUCUGUUUCCUCUCUCUGUCAUCCUCCUCUGACACUCAAACACAUACACACCCAACCUGCGGUACUGUACCUGUGAGUAGCGCAGUGUGUUUGGCCGAGCCAGAGGUGUUUUUCUAGUGAGGAGCAGGACAAGACAGGACAGAGGCGCUGAUAGACUGACGGACUGAUCACAGGAAGUGAUGAGGAUGAACUGACUCUUUCUGGAAUGCUAAAGCUGGACUGUGAUGGAUGUUCCUGAGCGGUGUGUCCCCAUCUGUUAUCAGGACCAGUUGCUGAGCAGGAUGCCCUCUGAUCUCCAGGAGUGUCACCUGACCUCCAGCUGUGGCUCCUAUAUCAAGACCGAGCCCUCUUCCCCUUCCUCCUCACUGGUUGACACCGUCAGUCACCACAGCCCCUCGGCCAAUAGCGAUGCCAGCAGCGGUUACGUCAACGUAAACAACCUCAACGGACGCUCGCACGUCCUCGACUCCCAGCCCAUGUUCAACCCGGGCAUGCUGGGAGGGGGCGGAGCCUGUCUCCGGCGCUAUGACGACUGCGGAGUGGGCAUGGCAGAUGAUUCACCGAUCAAGUGCGAGUAUAUGUUGAAUGCGAUUCCGAAGAGGCUGUGUCUGGUGUGUGGGGAUAUCGCAUCAGGUUACCACUAUGGGGUCGCCUCCUGCGAGGCCUGCAAAGCCUUCUUCAAAAGGACCAUACAAGGGAACAUAGAGUACAGCUGUCCGGCAACAAACGAGUGUGAGAUCACCAAGAGGAGACGCAAAUCCUGCCAGGCUUGUCGUUUCAUGAAGUGUCUCAAAGUAGGCAUGCUCAAAGAGGGUGUGCGUCUGGAUCGCGUGAGGGGUACACAAGAGGAGAAUGGGGACACGGAGAACUCUCCCCCCCUCUCUCUCUCCCUCCACCCCCCCCCUCUCUCGCCAGUGACAAAGAUCGUGUCUCACCUGCUGGUGGUUGAACCAGAGAAGAUCUAUGCCAUGCCAGACCCGACCAUGCCAGACGGAGACAUCAAGGCCCUGACCACUCUGUGUGACCUGGCUGACAGAGAACUGGUGGUCAUCAUCGGCUGGGCCAAACAUAUCCCAGGAUUCUCCAGCCUGUCUCUGGCAGACCAGAUGAGUCUACUGCAGAGUGCCUGGAUGGAGAUCCUGGUCCUGAGCAUCGUGUUCCGCUCGUUGGCCUGUGAGGAGGAGCUGGUGUAUGCUGAGGACUAUGUGGUGGAUGAGGAGCACGCUCGUCUAUCUGGCCUGCUGGACCUGCACGUUGCCAUCCUGCCUCUGGUCCGACGCUAUAAGAAGCUGAGUGUGGAGAAGGAGGAGUUUGUCACGCUCAAGGCCAUCGCCCUCGCUAACUCAGACUCCAUGCAUAUAGAGGAUGUAGAGGCUGUGCAGCGGCUCCAGGACUCUCUACAUGAGGCCUUGCAGGACUUAGAAGGUGGCCACAACACGGAGGACCCUCGGCGGACAGGAAAGCUGCUGAUGACCCUUCCCUUGCUCCGUCAGACCGCCGCCAAGGCCGUGCAGCACUUCUACAGCAUCAAGGUGCAGGGAAAAGUGCCCAUGCACAAACUCUUCCUGGAGAUGCUGGAGGCCAAGGCUUGAUAAUUGGACCGGGGGAUUGACGGACAGCUGCAUCACUCAAUGAGGAGGAUGGACAGCCUGUGAAUAGGUGGGGUAACACCAUGGAGACCUAUGACAGCCACGGGAUGAAGUUGACUGCUGUUACUGUGGAUCGAAACCCACGUCUAGAACUAAAGGAAAGAGGAAUAGAGCAGGAAAAGAGACCAACAGAUUUUAGGGGUGAAUAUAAAACGCUCUGAUGUAGGAUAUAGUCAUGUAUGUGAAGAUGCUGUGUACAGAACUGUGGGUCUUGUUAUAAUCAGAGACCCUUCGCUCUAGAUCACCGGUAGCUACUGGGAGUCUUUUUCUUUUGUUUUAGAAUCUCAGUUGUAAAGAGGUUUGUUUUGUUGUUGCUUUUUUUCACCUUGAAGCUGAAGUAUGACUAUUAGUAAUAUGUUGUGAUGAAUCUGAAUGGUUAGAGGCGCUCAGUUAUCUUUCUCUUUUGUUUUAGAAUCUCAGAUGUACAGCAUUACAGUCUGGUAUAUAUGUAUUUACGGUUAUUGUGUCAAAUUGCAGUGUUAAAGGGGUUUGGGGAUGAUUUCAUAUUAUGUUCUUCAAUCAACCUCAAAGAAACAGAUCCCUACACCUAUGAAGAUAAAAGCUUCUGAAGUCUUCCUAACCAGAUCUGGGUUCAAAUUCAAUUGAAAUCUUUCAAAAUAUGUUGAACGUUUGAUUGAGUCUGCCUGGAGUGCCAUAUCGGUGAGAUUUGAUUGAGUCUGCCUGGAGUGCCAUAUCGGUGAGAUUUGCCCUUUUGGGACUAUACCAUUUAAUUCAGUUGGUCAAGCAAACUCAUUCCAAAUACUAUUUGAACCCAGGUCUGCUCGUAACACAUUUACCUCCUCCUAGUUUCAUCAACAACACUGUUCCAUCCAAGUCUGGUGCUUAG
Messenger RNA from Oncorhynchus gorbuscha (pink salmon), 2516 nucleotides. Its product is annotated as steroid hormone receptor ERR2-like. NCBI's taxonomy places the organism in Eukaryota, Metazoa, Chordata, Actinopteri, Salmoniformes, Salmonidae. Gene Ontology annotation, molecular function: steroid binding; zinc ion binding; DNA-binding transcription factor activity. The coding region runs from base 245 to 1612 and encodes 455 amino acids. The transcript has 7 exons. Gene Ontology annotation, biological process: regulation of DNA-templated transcription. The record is from RefSeq and is a predicted model, not a curated record. Gene Ontology annotation, cellular component: nucleus.